Molecule: messenger RNA, 2693 nt
Organism: Enhydra lutris kenyoni (northern sea otter)
Lineage: Eukaryota; Metazoa; Chordata; Mammalia; Carnivora; Mustelidae
Product: nudE neurodevelopment protein 1 like 1
Exons: 8
Coding region: 13-999 (328 amino acids)
Biological process (GO): cell migration; vesicle transport along microtubule; mitotic centrosome separation
Cellular component (GO): centrosome; kinesin complex; kinetochore
Molecular function (GO): microtubule binding
Source: RefSeq, a predicted model, not a curated record
GCUUUCUUGAUCAUGGAUGGUGAAGAUAUACCAGAUUUUUCAAGUUUAAAGGAGGAAACUGCCUACUGGAAGGAACUUUCCUUGAAGUAUAAACAAAGCUUCCAGGAGGCUCGGGAUGAGCUAGUGGAAUUCCAGGAGGGGAGCAGGGAGCUGGAAGCAGAGCUGGAGGCACAGUUAGUACAGGCCGAGCAGAGGAACAGAGACCUGCAAGCUGACAACCAAAGACUGAAGUACGAAGUGGAAGCGUUGAAGGAGAAGCUAGAGCACCAGUACGCGCAGAGCUACAAACAGGUGUCGGUGCUGGAGGAUGACCUGAGUCAGACCCGGGCCAUAAAGGAGCAGCUGCACAAGUACGUGCGGGAGUUGGAACAGGCCAACGACGACCUGGAGCGCGCCAAGCGGGCAACAAUAGUUUCACUGGAAGACUUUGAACAAAGGCUAAAUCAGGCCAUCGAACGCAAUGCAUUUUUAGAGAGCGAGCUUGACGAGAAGGAAUCCUUGUUGGUGUCCGUCCAGCGGUUAAAGGAUGAAGCAAGAGAUUUAAGACAAGAACUGGCAGUCCGGGAAAGACAACAGGAGGUAACCAGAAAGUCGGCCCCCAGUUCUCCGACCCUUGAUUGUGAAAAGAUGGACUCUGCGGUCCAGGCGUCACUUUCUUUGCCAGCCACUCCUGUUGGCAAGGGCACGGAGAACAGUUUUCCUUCACCAAAAGCUAUACCAAACGGUUUUGGUGCCAGUCCGCUUACUCCUUCUGCUCGGAUCUCCGCGCUCAACAUCGUGGGGGACCUCUUACGGAAAGUUGGGGCUUUAGAAUCCAAAUUAGCAGCUUGCAGGAAUUUUGCAAAGGACCAAGCAUCGCGGAAAUCCUAUAUUUCAGGGAAUGCUAACUGUGGGGUCGUGAAUAGUAACGGCACGAAGUUCUCUCGAUCAGGACAUACGUCUUUCUUUGACAAAGGGCAAGAAAAGGUCAUAUUUCCCACGUUGUUCAUGGGUAACUGAAUUUGUUUGCUGUGCUCUUUCUGCUUCUCUCUCCAUCCCGGUGUGUGGUGCAGGACCCACUAACACACUCAUUUCACUAACGCAUGGGGCUGACUCUGCUCUAACCGACUUACAGCCCCAGAGUGAGCGCUCAGGCUCCGGUCCGAGCCCGCUCCCUGCCCUUGCUGCUGCUUCAGCCGCGCACCUCAGAGGCAGCUCGUGGUCUCAGGCCCCGGGCAGGGUCGGAGCGGGGGGUGGCGUAGCUAGCCGGCCUGGCAGUGCUCCUGGUCCGGGGUCAGCGCUGUAGCGGUGACACUGCCGGGGGUCCUGGCGUGGGGGUCGUGCGUUGCUGUCAGGCCCCGGAAUCCCAUUUGGCUUGACAUCCUGGGAGACGGGGCUUCUUCCUGCUGCCCAGAGUCUUCUGUUUGGUCAAGGUGGGCGCCGGUGGUAAUGGAGCCUCACCGCCCCUCGGGGACUCUGCCCUCCUGCUCACUCUUGGAUGCCCUGCGUACAACGGGACGGUAGAGGGAGACGUGUGUGCACGUGUGUGUGUGAGAUCUGCCCUUCCAGGAGUGCGCAUUUCCGUCUGCAGCACGGGCUGGAGCUUGUCUGAGCAUCUGCUGCUCCAUCUCCCUAGGCCGGCGGGCCGGGUGGGGCUCUGCCUGCGCUCCCCACGCCUGCUCUGACCUUCUCGCGUCCUGUCUGGGCCGCACGCGGCUGCACUGGCCCUUGCUGCCGGGCGGGAUCUCGUCUCCAUGCCCUGCUCCGGCACCGAGGCUUCCUGUCCCACUGACAGCUCUGUCCCGCUCUCCACGUCGUCUGCCGUGUCACAUAGACCGCAGGCCCUGUGCGUGGCUAGAUCUGCUACUUUUCAGACUCUUGAGGUAGAUUUUGGUGGUAAGAUGAUGACAUUUCUGGAAGCUUCCUGCAUAGAUGAUUCCCCAGAUCUGUCUCUCCCUUCCUGCACGUUCCCCCCUCCACUCAGUCCCGUGUCGUCCACCGGGACAUUUCCCUGUGGCUCUCUUACUGUCCCCUGCAGCACAUGGGGGGAGUGUGGCGGUGUUGCUCCUCUGGAACCCUUUCCCCGUGGCACAGCUUGGCUUUUGCGGGAAGGGACCUCACCAGACAGCUUUUCCCUCUGGCCUUUCCCGUCUCACUCCUCGCCUCAGGACACAGGUGCUGGGUGCGAGCCUGGUGGGUUUUGCUCCCCGGGCUGCAUCUGGCGUUCACUUCAGGAAUUCUCAUUUCGGUCCACGCGGGGAAAUGGCCCGUUGAGUUUCUUUUCUCCUUUUCUCUGCUGGUCGGCGCUGCUGUUUGUCCCCUUAGAGCCGAGCCGCGUCAGAGUUGCCGCAGGAGUUGCGGCUUGUGGAGGGCUGUCAGGUGUCCUCCUGCGGGAGGAGCCUGGGAAGGGAGAGUGGGGCCUGGGCGCCCACUGACUCGCUUGGAGGUGAGCCCAGGCUGGCAUUUGCUUGCUUUGCUCUCUUCGGCCGCAGAGCGAUAGGGGUGAGCUUACCGUGUGUUCAGGUCUGUCCGGCUCGAGACUGCGGGGGUCCCAGCCCCAAAAUCUGCGUGCGUGGGUCCUUCUCAUGGGGCUCUCGCAUCCCCUGUGGAUGGGUGCCGGCUGCUUCCUGGUGCCAGUGGGGCUCGUCCUGCCGGCCAGAGUGUGACGUCCGUGUGUCUGAGGCCGAGGCUGUGCGUGAGGCCCGCCUGGUUCU